Messenger RNA from Pocillopora damicornis (cauliflower coral), 3803 nucleotides. RefSeq names its product synaptotagmin-14. Lineage: Eukaryota; Metazoa; Cnidaria; Anthozoa; Scleractinia; Pocilloporidae. The record is from RefSeq and is a predicted model, not a curated record. Gene Ontology annotation, molecular function: phospholipid binding.
CUCAUCUUCGCUAUUAUAUACAGCUAUUUUUACGCCCGACAAAUAAUGAAUUCUUUUGAAUCUUAAAAUUGCAAGCACAGUAUCAUAACUUCUGUUGAAAUAGGGUUGUAGUCUUUUUUUAUUGCAUUUCUGAUUUCAAGCAAACUUUUGAUCGACAAACUUGAGUGGAUGUAUUACUCUUUUGAAAUUCAAACAAGGGUUUGAUUUUUUCUAAACGAGAAUUUAACCGUUUUUGAAACGGAUUCCUACCCGUUGAGCAAACGCUUGAAUGACAAAUAGAUCUAAAGAAUGGAGUCAUUCACGUGAGGCAAACGAUUUCUGAGUAAAUGCCGAUCUAAAGAAAAGAGUCAUUCAUGUGAGGCAAACGACCACUGAGUAAAUGCUUUGGGGUGUCCUUAGUCGAAUAUUAUUGGUGCCGAAACAAUAGACAAAGCGAUAACUUGCCAACAAAAAGAGCGCCAAAGAUUGUUAAACUUAUUAACAAGUCAAAUUUAUGACUGAGGUUUAGAUGACGAUAGAAUUUGUCGUUCUUCCUACGUGCGCUCGCCGUGUGUUUAUUUGCAAGCGAUCCUCGACAUAAACACCAUCGUCUGUGGUUUUGUUUUAAAAAAUUCCGAUCGCAAACUUUGGGCGAAGAGGUUCACGUUUUCAAAGCUAAGUUAAAAAGGCUUGUUUAAAGUGAAAUUCCUUAAGAGCAAGUAAGCUUUUCACUUCAGUGACAGAAAGUUUCAUCAUGUCUAAGAAAGAAGUGAAAGAAACGAAAAAAUCUGUUUCUAUAUUCUCGUUGUGGCGGUGCUGCCUUAGUGGAGAGACGAACAGACCAAAAGUGCAGAAAAAAUCUGUGGCAAAAGACCAGCCAGACGCCCCAAUAGAAAAAGGGAAAGAAGCUUUGGAAGACAAGGGAAAAGUUGUUGACAAAACUAGUGACUUGGAACUUGAAUACGUGGCAACUCCGCCGGAGUCGGCGCCUGUGGUUUCACCAAGCGACGAUUACAGACCCAGCUAUGAAGAAGCGAAUACUGCAUCAACAGCGCCGUCUACUGUGGGAAGCGAGGAGGAUUCCACCUUAAACGCGCCCGCGAGUAUUCAAGUUAUGCAAGAGAAUGGCACUCCUUCGAAAAUUACCAGGGAAAUCGGGACGGGCGGACGACUAAAUCUGCAGUUCGUGUAUGAUCCUGCACCAUCCAAACUGACCCUGACUCUACUGGGAGUAGAAUUCCCUCCGUUCCAGAAGUGGAAGAUAGAUGAUCUAGAGGUGAGUUGCACUCUACUGCCCAUUCAUCAGCAUAGCUUCCGUGCGCGUCCAAAGAAGUUCAAGGAUCCGUUUACAAUGACUCUGACGCCGAAAGAGAAAAUCAAAACAAUGUCCCUCAGGUUUCGUUUGUACAACCACCGCGCCAUGUCCAAACAUCUGAUUGGCCAGGGAGUUGUGAGCCUUGGAGAAAUAAAUCUCACUCCACAGGCGGUUAAAAUCGCCUUGGAUCUGAAUAUUCCCGAGACCUACGCCAUUGACUCCCGCUACAUAGAGUCUGUCACGGGCGCUAACGGGCAGACAUCGUCAGAAGAUUCCAAACCUGAAAUUUUACUCUCUCUGGAAUAUCGUUCCUUGACAAGAAAGCUGAUUGCUGAAGUUAUAAAAACCCGCCAUCUGGGUCUCCUCAACAACUCCAAACCGCAAGACCUCGCGGUUGAAAUGAAGCUGAUUGGAGAUAACAACCAAGUGUUACGCGUAUGUCGAACCUCGCUAAAGAAACAUGUUAUCGAUGCAGAAUUCAACGAGAUGUUUAUGUUUCGCGUGACGUACGACAAGCUGUCCAGCAUCGCCGUCGUUUUCACGCUGUUCCGUAUGACAGAGAGGCGAGGAAAGAGAGAGAAUAUUGGAGAAGUUUGCUUUGGAAAACAGUCCAGUAGUCAUGAGCAGCAAAAUCAUUGGAAUCAAGUCGUGACGGGAUCUGAGCGCGUUGUCACGCAAUGGCACCCACUCUUUUAUGUCGUAAUUGAGGCCUCGGAUAUGAAUGUAGUUCGUGUUAAAUUUUUCAUAUGUCCUUUGCCAUUGUUUCGCUGUUGUCUGCAUUUCAGGCAAGCAUCCAGCGACACAAAACAGGGAGAAGAAGAGGGGGACUUCGACGAGCGUGAUGCGGAGUAUCUAGACGAUGACGACGAGGAAAACACGACAGCGUUUCUCACGCGAAAUAGUUCCUUACCGCUACCUAGUAAGUCCAAACAAGACUCAUCGUCUAACGCCUUGGCCUUACAAGUGCCUAACACGGCAAUUAAACGCAGAAACACCCUCGCUGGUACCCCAAGUUUCGGCCUAAGUAGUCUAACAAAUGGCAGAUCGGCACCCAGCGUGGUCGCGCGCACGAAGCAAAGCUUAGAAACCAGUAGUAUCGUGUCAGACGACGAGACGGUUCGUGGAAGCGCAGCGCGAAGAGAGUUCGGGGGACUUCCGACAAGAAGUCGGAGCGAAACUCCGCGAGCAUUUGGUGGCGGUGCGCCCUCCAAGAGGAUAUCAACCUCAAGUUCUGUGUCUGACUGGAAUAUGGAUCAAACAGUACGCGGAGUUGGUCGGCUUCAUGUCGUACUUGACUUCACCAUGCACACGGCUAAGCUGUCUGUAACUGUUACAAAAAUAGAAUUUCCACCGUAUCACCAAAGGGAUACUUCUUUGUUAGAAGUGAGCGUCAUGCUGUUGCCGGGAAAACGGCAAAGUUUUCGAACAAAACCGAGAGACUUUAAUGAACCCAUGGCGAUGUAUUUGUUUCCCAAGGACAAGAUCAAGGAUAUGUCGCUGAGAUUUCGCUUGUAUGAACAAGGCACUAUGGGCUCUAAGCAUUUAUUAGGCGAAGGAACGCUACGGCUUCGGUCGGUGGACUUAGAUUCUGAAAUGAUUCCCGCAUGUGUUGAUUUACAGCCUCCCGGAUCGUAUGUUCCGGAAGCUGCUUCGGGCGCGAUCAUGUACGAAGGAGAGCUGGCCAUCUCCGAAGAAGAUCGGCCCGAGAUUUUACUGUCCUUAGAAUACCGCCCCAUUACGGGAAAGCUUCUUCUGGAAGUUAUCAAGACAAGAAAUUUAGGAAUGUUGACUGACUCAAAAGCACGAGAAACAUAUGUCGCAGUGAGGGUUGUUAAAAGCACUGGAGAGUUAAUUAGCAAGAGUAAAACUACUCCAAGACGGCAUAUGAUAGACCCCGAAUAUAAUGAAAUGUUUUUAUUCCAUGUUCCGGAGCAUGAGCUUAACUCAGUGACAGUUUUACUGACUGUUACGAGUAUUACGGCGCGCACGCUGGCGCUGAAAAAACAUCGAUUUGGUCGUGUGUGUCUUGGGCAGAAUUACAGCAGCGAAGAAGAAUUGCGGCAUUGGUAUGAAAUGACUCGACGGAAAGAAAAAUCCAUCGUGGCAUGGCAUAGAAUUAAUGAAAUUUAGGAACACUAUUGAUACACCAAACAAGAACUAUGGCAAGAUCAUCAGUUUAUUUAAUACGUUUUACAAGAACAAGUCUGCAUUUCCAAAACGUUUCAAUUAGUACAGCCGUUGGUUCGCACAUUAUUGUAUUAGGGACGUUGUUUAUAUAUUUUCCAAGUGUUGUUGAUCCGAUUCACCGACAGGCAAAUAGGUUAGUGGAAUGUUAAUACUUAUGACUGAAUUAUCCCAGAAAAAAAUUCACGGGAAGAAACAAUUUUAUAAAAUUAUUUUUAACCUCAAAAGGGUCUGUUCCCGAAACAAGGUGUUAAUAAGUUUGAACAUACUUGUGAAAGUUUGUGUAUCUUUUAGAGCAGACAAAUAAAAUGAAACCACGCAUAAA